AUGACGUUCUCAAUUGACGAUUACUUCAACUUCGACCUCGAUUCGCCCAACGGCUCUCCGCCACCCUCCCCGCCACCACCUCCGGAGACCCGCACACCUCCCCGCUGCCAAACCCUGGACACUCUGCUCCUGGGGAACAUCUUUGUUCUGCUCCGUGACCUCACCUGCGACACGGGCAAUGUCCUCGCCGCUGCCUCCGUCUGCAGCCACUGGCGCGCCGUCGCGCGCACCUUCCCCGCCAUCUGGACCCGACUCUACGUUGGCCGCUCAGUGCGCUCCGUCGCCGCCUUCCCCACAGCGAUCGCGUUCAGCGCCCACGCGCGGCCCCCUCUCUUGCUCAGCGUCUUUAUGCACCGCACGAUCGCAAACUGGGGCUGGCCGUGGGCGCGCGUGGACAAUGCUCUCGUCGGCACUGCGUGGCGCCUGGCUAAGCUCGACGUGUCGGGCGACGACGACGCGGUCGCGGCACUAAACAAGCUCUUCGACCGGGCGUUGUACGGCGAACUCAAGGAGCUCCGCGUCGUGGUGACGACCCUCGCCCCAGCGGUGGUGGUCCUCCCGCUCGCGCCGAGGCUGAGCUUCGUGCUCACCCAAGGCGUCGCGCUGGCGCGGGAAGAGCUGUCCGUUAUGUGGUAUCCCGAGGGCGUGUUUCUUGAGCUCGGGGCCGGCAGGCGUGAGCACUCGCGCACCCCCAGCGUCGACUUCCGCGGCGCGGCGUUCGAACGAGCGUACGGCAGCCCGUGGCAUCUGGACUGGCUCACCAAGGGCUUCCCACACCUGCGCAUCCUCAAGCUCAACUACGCAUGCUGGCUUUCGCCGAGCGAUGGAAAGGACCGUACUGUGGUGAUUCUCCCGCUCCUGGACGAGCUCCAUGUCAGCGACGGACCCUGGGCUGUCGCGACACUCCUCCAGGUCCUCCUCGCCCCGCAGCUCCGCCACUUCACGUUCAUCCUCGACCUCGCCCCCGCCGCGGGCGAGUCCCACAAGGACCGCCCGACACACUUCGCCGCGAUCGAGGACCUCCUCCUCCACUCCCGCCGCGAGACCGUCCCGCGCCUCAUCGCAUCCACCCCCCACCUCGGCUUCUUCCUGCCCCGCGCCUCCCUGCCGCGCAUUACCGAUGCCUCCUCCCCGCCCCGCUGGAACAUCCACCUCGCCAACGCCUCCCCCGCGCAGCUCGCCGCGCUCUUCGCCCACACCCUCCGCACGCUCGUCCCCGCGCUCGACGCCGCCGCCGUGCCCGUCGACGUCGACCCGCGCACCCUCGCCGCCGCCGCCGGCCUCCUCACCCGCCCGCCCUCGCCGCUCCCCCCACCCGCGCCCGGCUCGCUCCCGCGCGCGCCCACGCCCCCCGGGCUCCGCGAGCACCUCCGCGUGCUCUCCGUGCACGACGCACGCGGCGCGCUGCGCGGCGUUGCGUGGGUGCCCGUCCUCGCCGCGCUGCCCCGCCGCCUCGCGCGGCUCGCGGUCGGGGACGCCGCGGUGGCGCGCGCGGUGCUCGCCGCGCUCGACGCGGACGCGGACGCGCGCGCGAAGCGCGGGGGUGGGGGCGGGGGCGGGGGCUGCCUGCGGCCGGACGCGUUGAUGCUGUGCGGGGUGGGGGAGUGGAGCGCGGGGUGGGUCGGGGGCGUGCUCGAGCGGUGCGCGCGCGCGGACGUGUUGCGGGCGGCGCGGGUCGAGCUGCGGGUGCCGGUGGGGAAGGAUGCAGUGGUGACGGAGGCGUUUCUUGGGCGGGCGGGCGGCGGGAGGGUUUUCAUGGUGAAGGGGUGGUGUGGGGUCUGCGACGAGGCGGUGGGGGCGAUUCGGGAGGGGCAGGCGCAGGUGCGAGAGCAGGGCCGCGGUUGCGUUCAGCCUGGAGAUGCGUCGGCGAGGGGCGUGGUGGCAGACAAGUCUACGUCGCACUGA
Molecule: messenger RNA, 1905 nt
Organism: Epithele typhae
Lineage: Eukaryota; Fungi; Basidiomycota; Agaricomycetes; Polyporales; Epitheliaceae
Exons: 1
Coding region: 1-1905 (634 amino acids)
Source: RefSeq, a predicted model, not a curated record